Messenger RNA from Dermochelys coriacea (leatherback sea turtle), 11678 nucleotides. RefSeq names its product dispatched RND transporter family member 3 (gene DISP3). Lineage: Eukaryota; Metazoa; Chordata; Testudines; Dermochelyidae. The record is from RefSeq and is a predicted model, not a curated record. Gene Ontology annotation, cellular component: membrane.
CUGGACAUGGACUCUGAGGAUGACCCCUUGUUGCAAGAUGCUUGGCUCGAGGAGGAGGAGGAGGAGGUUGCCUUUGGCCCCCAGAAGAGGAGUGAGGGUCCCCAGCUGUGUGGCAAAUGCCAAUGGAAUCCCAGGCCACUGCCGACAACGCUGCCGACGUCGGGCUUUUGGAGCGUGCUUGGCUGGGUCUUCACCAACCCAUGCUGCGCCAGUGUUAUCCUCUUCCUGGGCUGUGCCAUCCCCGCUGCCCUGGCUGUCGUCAUGUUCCUCCACUACCCUACCCUGGAUAUCGACAUCUCCUACAACGCCUUCGAGAUCAGGAACCACGAGUCCUCGCAGCGCUUCGAUGCGCUCACCCUGGCCCUCAAGUCCCAGUUCGGCUCGUGGGGCCGGAACCGCCGGGACCUGGCUGAUUUCACCUCGGAGACCCUGCAGAGGCUGAUCUUCGAGCAGCUGCAGCAGCUCCACCCCAACGCCUCUCGGCUGGGCGGUGGGGCCAGGCCAAAGCGCAGCGCAGCGCUUCCCGUGGGCGGAGGGAGGAUCAGCCCUGCUGGGCCCAAGGCCCGGCGGAGCCCGGGGAACCAAACCUCCCGCCUCGCCCGGGGUGCUCCGCACUGGGACUACUCCACUGCCUACGUCAGUGCCAACACCCAGACGCACGCCCACUGGCGCAUCGAACUCAUUUUCCUGGCCCGAGGGGAUGCCGAGAACAACAUCUUCACCUCUGAGCGCUUGCUCACCAUCCACGAGAUAGAGCGGAAGAUCAUGGACCACCCCCGCUUUCGGGAGUUCUGCUGGAAGCCCCACGAGGUCCUGAAGGAUCUUCCUCUGGGCUCCUACUCGUACUGCUCCCCUCCCAGCUCCCUCAUGACAUACUUCUUCCCCACCGAACGGGGAGGCAAGAUCUACUACGACGGCAUGGGGCAAGACCUGGCUGACAUCCGAGGGUCUCUGGAGUUGGCCAUGACCCACCCAGAGUUCUACUGGUACGUGGAUGAGGGGCUUUCGGCCGAGAACAUGAAGAGCUCCCUCCUCCGCAGCGAGAUCCUUUUUGGGGCCCCCCUGCCCAAUUAUUACUCGGUGGAGGAUAGGUGGGACGAGCAGCGCAGCAAGUUCCAGAGCUUCGUGGUCACCUACGUAGCCAUGCUAGCCAAGCAGUCCACCAGCAAAGUGCAGGUGCUGUAUGGUGGGACGGAUUUGUUUGACUAUGAAGUGAGGAAGACCUUCAGUAACGACAUGCUGCUGGCCUUCAUCAGCAGUAGCUGCAUCGCAGUCUUGGUCUAUAUCCUCACCUCUUGCUCGGUGUUCCUGUCUUUCUUUGGCCUGGCCAGCAUCGGGCUGAGUUGCCUGGUGGCGCUGUUCCUGUACCAUGUGGUGUUCGGGGUCCAGUACCUGGGCAUCCUCAAUGGCGUGGCCGCCUUUGUCAUUGUGGGGAUCGGUGUCGAUGACGUCUUUGUCUUCAUAAACACCUACCGCCAAGCCACCCACCUGAAGGACCUGCAGCUGCGCAUGAUCCACACCAUCCAGACGGCAGGGAAGGCCACCUUCUUCACCUCCUUGACCACGGCUGCGGCGUACGCCGCCAACAUCUUCUCGCAGAUCCCUGCCGUGCAUGACUUUGGUCUCUUCAUGUCGCUCAUUGUGUCCUGCUGCUGGGUGGCCGUGCUGUUCACCAUGCCGGCUGCACUUGGAAUAUGGAGCCUCUACAUGUCCCCCCUGGAGAGCUCCUGUCAGGCCAGCUGCAGUCAGAAGUGCGGGAAGACGAGCACUUUGCCCAUUGCCGACGACCUGUUACUCGCCUCAGAGGAUGCAGUCGGUCCAGGCCAGGGGUCACUCCCAUACCUCGAUGAUGACAUCCCACUGCUCAGCGUGGAGGAGGAGCCGGUGGCUCUGGAAAUGGGGGAUGUGCCCUUGGUGUCUGCGCUGCCAGAGAACUUGCAGCUCCCGGCCGAGAAGGUCAGGAAAGGUCACUUGAUCGCCCAUCUGCAGGAGCUCCUCCAGCACUGGGCGCUGUGGUCUGCGGGGAAGAGCAGAUGGGUGAUUGUGGGGCUCUUUGUCAUGGUCCUGAUCCUGUCCAUAUUCUUCGCUAGCCGCCUCCGCCCAGCUAGCCGCGCUCCUCUCCUGUUUCGGCCUGACACCAACAUCCAGGUGCUCCUGGACCUCAAGUACAACCUGAGCGCCGAGGGCAUCUCCUGCGUCACCUGUUCAGGUUUGUUUCAGGAAAAGCCCCACAAUCUGCAAAGCAACAUUCGAACCUCCUUGGAGAAGAGGAAACGGGGCUCGGGGCCCCCUUGGGGGAGCAGAGGGGGUGUGGCUGAUGCUGUGCAACAGGAUCCCCAGGGGACUGUGUAUGUCUCCAAGUCCAAAGGCCAGGGCAGGCCAGCCGUCUACAGGUUCUCCCUCAAUGCCAGUGUUCCUGCCUCGUGGCAGAUGGUAUCCCUGGGAGAUGGGGAAGUGCCCUCAUUCCAGGUGUAUAGAGUUCCUUUCGGGAACUUCACCAAGAAGCUGACAGCUUGUGUGUCCACAGUAGGGCUGCUUCAGCAGACGAGCCCCCGGAAAUGGAUGAUGACCACUUUGUCCUGCGACACCAAGAGAGGCUGGAAGUUCGACUUCAGUUUCUACGUCGCGGCCAAGGAACAGCAGCGAACGCGGAAGCUGUAUUUCGCCCAGUCGCACAAGCCCCCUUACCACGGCCGAGUGUGCAUAGCGCCCCCGGGCUGUCUUCUCAGCUCUAGCCCGGACGGACCCAACAAAGGCUUCCUCUAUGUGCCCAGCGAGAAGGGGUCCCCCAAGAUGAAGCUCUCGGCCACCUCAGGCUUUAACCCGUGUGGAAACACCGGCUGUGGGAAGCCAGCAGUGCGGCCGCUGGUGGACACGGGGGCCAUGGUGUUUGUCGUGUUUGGCAUCCACGGAGUGAAUCACACCCGACGCCCAGAUAACCACGUCAUCGGAGACAUGGGCAGCGUUAUCUACGAUGACAGCUUUGACCUCUUCAAAGAGAUUGGCAAUCUGUGCCUCAUCUGCAAGGCCAUUGCCGGCAAUGCUGAACUGGUGAAGCCAGGAGGGGCCCAGUGCCUGCCCUCAGGCUACAGCAUCUCCUCCUUUCUGCAGAUGCUGCACCCUGAGUGUAAGAACCUCCCUGAGCCAAACCUGCUCCCCGGGCAGCUCUCCCACGGGGCAGUGGGGGUGAAGGAUGGCAAAGUGCAGUGGAUCUCCAUGGCUUUUGAAUCGACGACCUACCAGGGCAAGUCUUCCUUCCAGACCUACUCCGACUAUCUGAAAUGGGAGACUUUCUUGCAGCAGCAGCUCCAGCUCUUCCCUGACAGCUCCACUCUCCGGCACGGAUUCCAGACCUGCGAGCACUGGAAGCAAAUCUUCAUGGAGAUCAUAGGUGUGCAGAGUGCCCUGUACGGUCUCAUCCUCUCGCUGGUUAUCUGCGUGGCUGCAGUUGCUGUGUUCACCACCCACCUUCUCCUCCUGCUGCCAGUGCUGCUCAGCAUUCUAGGGGUUGUCUGCCUGGUGGUGACCAUCAUGUAUUGGUCUGGCUGGGAAAUGGGCGCCGUGGAGGCGAUUUCUCUCUCCAUCCUCGUCGGCUCCUCCGUCGAUUACUGCGUGCACCUGGUGGAGGGCUACCUGCUGGCGGGGGAGAACUUGCCCCUUCACCAGGCAGAGGACCCCACCUCCUGCCGCCAGUGGAGGACGAUCGAAGCCGUCCGGCACGUGGGCGUGGCCAUCGUCUCCAGCGCAGUCACCACGGUGAUCGCCACCGUCCCGCUCUUCUUCUGCAUCAUCGCCCCCUUUGCCAAAUUUGGGAAGAUCGUGGCCCUCAACACGGGUGUCUCCAUCCUGUACACCCUGACUGUGAGCACGGCCCUGCUGGGCGUCCUGGCGCCCAGCACCUUCACCCGCAGCAGGACUUCCUUCCUCAAGGCUCUGGUGGGGGUUCUCCUGGUGGGCGUCUUGGGGCUGGGCGUUUGCCUGGCCCUGCUGCAGAGUGGCGUGAAGAUCCCCCUCCCCAACGGGACAUCCCUGUAGUCCCCACACCGGGCUGCCUCCAUCUCUCUUUCUCCCUAUUUUUUUUUAAAGGAUAUUUUUUGUAAAAAUGAAAAAAAAAUCCCUUUUUCUGGAUGUUUUUUCAACUCCAGAGGCACCUUAUUUUCUACUGGGUUUUGCUCUAAACUUGUAUUUAUUUUGGCGGUCAUGGAUGGAUGGACUGACAGUGCACCAGGGCCACAGUAACUCACAGCCUCCUCCUUCUUCUUUUUCUUGUUUGUUAAUGAAUGGAGGGUUCGGAGACCUUGGCACCCCACCCCCUGUAUGACACCCCCCUGAUGUAUGCGCCACCACAGAUGAUCCACUUAGUCCUUCAAAAUAGGACUUAAGUGAGAGAUAGGCAUUGUGAGUUUCAUCCCCUGGGCUCGAUUCUUGACUCGGGUAAUCUACUUCUGCUGAUUUACACCUGCAGAGAGUCCGGCCCUCUGAGAUGAGGAGGUUUCGGGGGCAUUGGGGAAAGUCCAUUGAGGUUGUCCAAGGGUCAGUGAUUCCCAAGGAAGCUUCUGCUGCCACUGGUCCGCGCCCCAGCCUAUGGGGAUCCAGAAUUUGCACCAGCCGGGUUGGCUAUCGUGGGAGUUCUUGUUGGCUGAGCUCACGUGUCACUUUGGGGUUAUCUGUCUGUUUGGUUUGGCUGGAUGCAGCUGCUGGUGUGUCCUUUUCAGCUGGAGUCCCAGAGCCAAGAGCACAGCGGGGUUUAGGGGUCCCUUUUCCUGAGCGUGUGUUGUGUGCUGGGGAUGAAUUUGCUGGAUACUUUAUGGGCACGUUCCCCUGUCCUGGUGCUAAGGUGAAGCCCACAGGGUCACCUGCUUGUCGACCUGCCCCCACCCCUUCUCUUUGCCUCCCCACUUAGCGCAUGAUGGCCACUCUGACCCAUUCCCACCUCUGUGCCCCAGGUUCAUUUUGUCAAGUGAGCUGCUUCAUGGGGCACUGGCGUGGGGUCAUCAACAGGUAGAUUCUCUGCAGGUAGCAUCUUCUCCUCUUCACCGGGGGCACUGCAGAACUCACCCCCACUCUUCUAAACACCAGCUCUAACGGAUGGGCCGGUGAUCCUAUCUCCCUCCCGGGGCAUAGCAUUGUGCAGUUAGCUCAUGGGCAUAUUUACAGUCAGCAAUGCAGUGAUCAGGAAUGCAAUUACCUACUCUGUCUCUCUCCAGUCCCCACAGUCGGGCUAAGACAGUAACAACAGCCAGCACUGACGUUUCCUACCACUCAUCCCCUGCGCAGCUCGGCGUGGGUAACAUCUCCCACUGCCACCGCCACUGGGGAGAGGAUUGUGGACCUUCACCACACAGGCCUCUGCCACUGGUAGCAAUGAUGCACGUAGCCCCCGUCCCAUUGAUAAAGGGCAGGGCUCAUCCUAUGUGGCAGUUUUGGUGCAGCCCCCGGCAGCUGCCUGCUUGGAACAGAUGGUUUAUAUUAAAGUAGAAUGAAAUUGCAAAGUGGGACCAUUAACAAGUACAUUUUUAGGCAUCACUGAUUCCAUCAUAUUCUUAAAAUGGAAAUAACUAAGUGUGUGCAUUGAUAUGCAGCACAUCUGUUCCCCGGCAGAAGGGGAGCGGGUCAGGCCCAAUGGGAGUUGCAUUAAACGUUAUUUACCAGGAGACGCGGCAGCAGAAGUGGGGCUGGGUUCAUCAUUUGUUUGCAGAUACUGAAUCCCUGGUGGAUUCGUAUUUGAUCUCUGGAUUGAAUGGCCCCUUUUAAAAAAUGUAAGCGCACAGUGGGAUUAGAUCUCUCCAUCCCCCAUUCGUUGCCUGGGCCAGUGACCACGCUGCUGAGCUCGGGUUCGUGUCCCCAGCUCGGGUCCCUGGCAGAGUCCAUGAUAAAUUCAUUUCAUGCAUUUAUUGGUGCCUUUUGAAGUGCAGGAUUUUCCCUGGGAAACUGGAUUUAGGACCAGACCUUACCAGGGUGCUCAGCUUCCGUUGGCUUGAACAGGAGCGGGUAGAGGGCUCAGCACUCCUCUCCUUGCAGGACUGGGCCCUUCAUCCCUUUCACCCCCUGUAAAUUCAGCUACCCGAUUGUCUCCUUUGUGGCUCAGAAGGCACCUGCAUGCGCAGAAUUAGCCCAGCUCUGGACGCAGCCUGUCAGUGGUCCUGAGGCUGGGGGAAAUUAGGAGCAACUCUACUGCCGGCAGAGAAGUCACGCUGGUGUGAGAGCAGAAUCAGGCCCAGGGUUUUCAUUACCAUGUUGCAGCUGAGUUCCUGCCACAGCUGCUUUGGCAUUCGAUGAAUUCUGGGCCCAUUAGUCAUUCCCCAUUAGCUCAGACUUCAGCAGGGGCAGGUUUUGUAUCUCUGACCUGCGCUUCUCCAUGGGCCUGCAGAGCCCUAUGUCCCCUGAUUUCCAGCACUGCUUUCCAAGCACCAGCUUGCUCUGAUGUUCCAACGUCAAAAUCAAUUAACUACCCCCCGGAGUGGCAUUUGGUUGCACGGAGCACCAGUGGCAGCGUGGCUGGGGUACAGGGUGUGUGCAUGUGACACAGGGAGAGGGUGAGUGCAGAGGAGAUGGACCUGAACAGCAUCACCAAAGCGAUGGCGGGUCUGACAGCAGGACUUGAACUGAGCAAAUGCUUCAGCCUCCUGAGACUGAUUAAAGCCACGGUUUGUUUGUUUCCAGGUCAACAGGCAGACAAGAGGAAAAGGGGUCUGUGUGUGUGUGAGAGAGAGACAGAGAGAGAGAGAGAGAGAAACAGAGACAGCCCCUGGAGAAAGUCACUCCCGCUGAGUGUGAGGGAGGGAUUGGAGUGUCUGGGUUAGGACACAGAUCUGUGUCUAGCCCUGCAAACUGCUCAUUAGAGCGAAUGCGAGCCCAGGAGGUGGGUUUUUUUUGUUCCCCCCCCCAACCCCACAUAUACAAAGCCUUCUGAUGUAAGUCUUUCCCCCUCCGGAUGGAAAUGCGUGCUGGGAUUGCCAGCUCAGCCACUCCUGGGAGGUGAAACAAUGCAGCUGGAAACCUUUUAUAUCUCUUGGGUCCAAUCUGGUAAGGUGCUGGGUUCCCCUGGGGGGUUUGCCACAUGUCCUCAACUCCCACUGUAGUUUGGGAGUUGGAGAGCACUCAGGAUCUAGCAGGAUUAGGGGCUGUCCAUAAAUUAUGCAAUGCACUGGGGGGGGGGGGUAGGCGCUUAACCUUAUGGGUUUGUUUCAGUGUCACAAGGGGUGGGCAGGUCUUGAAAAUAACCAACAAAAUGUAUGUAAUUAAUUUAUGGACAGCCCCUUGGGGCUCUCACCCUGAGUGCUGGGGCCUGACUGCAGAGAGGUUCCCAUUGUUUCUCUCUCCCCAUCCCAGCUCUAGGAGGGGAGUGGGGUUUGGCUAGUGUCAGGCGCAGGAUAUGAUGUUCUGCUUGUGGCUUUGGAAGGUGUUAGACAGGAAGGGGGAAGUGAGAGCAAAUAGCAGAAUAAGUUAGAAAGUGGGGAGACUGAGGCCUCAUUGUGCCAGGUGUUGUAUAAAUGCACAGUGAGAGGCAAAACCUACCACAGAGAGAUCCAUCUAUGGGGCAAGACCCAGCGUGAGCUGGGGGGGUGGGGAAGUGAGGCACAAAGAGGUGAAAGCGACUUGUCCAAGGUCACCCAGCAGGCCAGUGGCAGAGCCAGGAAUAGAAUGCAGGUCUCCUGACUCCCAGGCCAGUCCUCUAUCCACUAGAGCACACAGCUCGUAUCCUCUAAUCCCGCCCCCAACCCCCUGAAACUUGGUGAUAUGAACAUUUAAUUCACAUAUCAACCUGAUUUUAGCAGCUCUUCCCUUAGGGGGCCAGCUGAAACAUCCCAGCCCCCUCUCGCUUUUAUCCAGCAACCCCGCUGACCAUCAAUGUACCUGAAAGGAGAGCACAGCGGGUUCAGUUCAGCCGGUGAGAGGAUGUGAGUUUCAAAGCUUGCUGUCUCCUAGCAGCACCCCGGCGUGUCUCCCCCCAGGGCUACCUGUAAAUAGCUGUCGGUGGCUCUCACCUGCUAAUGACCCUGCCUGCUGGCUGCCUUUAGGAUGCAUAGGUCACUGGGUUUAUGCCUCCUUUAGCAAAUACCACCCUAAAUGUAUAAUGGAAUGGGACCAAACCACCCUAAAGGUGCUUCAGACCCUCCACCUCUCCUCAAGAGUCUGAGGAGAGGGCCCCUCAUUGGCAAAUGUGUAUGCUUGGCCCCAGGGAGCCAGGGUUUGCUUUGGCCUUAUUUCCUGUAACAACAGCAUAGUCUUCAGAUUAGAAAAUGGCCCAUUUGCUUGAGCAAAUACAAAGGUGGGUCUGAUGCUGCCAUAGUGGGAACUGGAGCCCUGAAACAGCUGCUCAUAGCACUGGGAAUCAAGAACCGGCUGGCAUGGUGCCAGCCCUUCAGCAGAUGCUGUGUCUAAAUCAGCCCCUCCAAACCUUCACCUGUCUCCCUCCCCUAAUGGCUCCUCUGCAGCCUGCAUCUGAGAAGAGACUCCGUUGGGUUCCUGUCCCUGAAAUCUCCUGGCUGGGAAGGGAGUAUGGGUUCAUCUUUCUCUCUCCUAGAGAACUCACACUGCUAGACUAGUCAUGGACUGCCACCCGAGUGAGGAGUCCCAUUGAAAUCUAUUAGACCUGGGUGGGAAAUGGUUUUCCCAUCCUGCAAAACUUUGAGAUCUCCCACAUCCCAUAUGAGUGCCAAAGCCAGUGGGCUACAGGGUCAGUCUGUCUCGGGGGCCCCAGGAAUACUGAAUUAUUUACAAAGUGGAACAGCUCCAACAUGAGCGCUUGAGAAAGCUUGGGGACUUGAACCAGGGUCUCCCAGGAGAAUGCCCUGACCACCAGCUGAUUAGCUAUUCUGGAUGCAGGGAGGGUCUUGCUCACUCCAUCUCUCACCAGAAAUUCCCUCCUGGACCUGAGAAAUCUUUCCUGGUGAAACUGGCUUGUUCCUGCAAAAACUUUAGGUUUUGCCAAAUGGGCAUUUUUUCUGAUGCAAAGCCGUUUUGUCCAAAAAAUUCCUGCCCGGCUCUAAAAGCGAUAGGCAAGCUCUUGGCGUAGGUCACUGCACAAUGCAAGCAAGGCGGUGACAAACCCUGCGAGUGUCCAUGGAGUAGCAGGGCAAAGGAGGGGACCUGUAUUUAACAGCACUGUGGUGUCAAAAGGCUGGGAGGGCUAAGAUCAAGUGUAAUUCCUGUUGAUAUUGCCCGACCUACUCAGGCUACGGGUCGCAUGUGCUAGGCAGUGUACUAACACCCAGGAAGACCCGAAUCCCUGCUCGGAAGGGUUCCAACGGGACAGUCUGACUCAAGGGAUCACACACAACAUCUACACCCACACACAACGUUUGAACCCAAACCACUACUGAACAACCGCACUGCAUAGAAAAAUGAAAACUGGUGCAGGACACACACAACGUCGGUGCACAGGCAAAGCCUAGCUUUCUGGGGGGUAAGCUGAUGCUGCAGGCUUAUUAAUUCUGUCAUGGCUUUUAAACCACUUGAUUCCUGCACUACGCCCUCGAAAGCCUGAGACUGAAAUAUUUGUCAUGCAGCAUUUUCUGUGUUGCAUGGACUUGUGAGUUCUGGUCCAGUUGCUGGAGAGCUGAGGAUUAGCUGGUUCAGGGGAUCGGUGGUAGAACUGGUUGGAAGUUUGCUGGUGGAACGAUUUUCACUGGAAAAUGCCGAUUUGCCCAAGGAGAAAUGUUUCACAGAAAGGCGGUUGUGGGGUUUGUUUUUGACAAAAUGGUGUUUUUAAAAAAAAAAAAAAUCAGAAGGGAGCGUUCUGCCCCAGCGCACAUAAUCUGUUUCGACCGUUGCAGCCCAGACCGUUUGGAUUUUUCCGUUUCAAAACAAUUUUUAAAAAUUUUAUAUGAUGUAAUACAAAAGAACCUUAAAAAGUCAUAAUUGGAACAAAACAUUUAGAAAUGUGGCUAUUUGAUAUGAAAUGUGUCAAUCGACUCAAAAUGAAAUUUUUUUUCAGAAUUUUAUUUUGUGGCAAAAUUUCAAAAUUGGGUGUGUUCAUUACGUUGGGGCCUGGAAAACACUUCCAAAAGCAUGGAAAACCCGGUUCCUCCCCAGCUGUAAGCAGGAGCCUCCCACCACUUGGCUGUAAGGGGGGAUUGAAGGGUGUUGCUAUUUGUUGUUAUUUGUAUUACGGCGGCACGGCUGUCCUGUGUAUAGUACAAAUGUAACUGUUGUUUGUGCUACCAAGAGGCCCCGAGUCAGGUCAGGACCCCAUUGUGCUAGGCACUGUACGGACACACAGUAGAAGGCGGUCCCUGCCUCAAAGAGCUUACGGUCUAUGUUGAAUGGGGUUAGGGUUGGGGAAAUCGAGGGCAAGUGACUUACUCCAGGUCCUACACUAGGUGAGUGGCAAAGCUGGGAAUCGGACCCUGAGCUCACUCCUAGGCCUGCACUGCCUCCUUUGAGUUACACAGUGAUCUCUGCAAUGAGCUGAUAGUUUCAGCCCACAUCUAGGUGAGAAGUACCCAUAUUAAAGUUGGCCUCCUUUUGUGGCAGGUUCAGCCCGUCAGAGCUGCUUGGGGCAUGGAGCCUGAACUCCCUCUUCGAGAGGGGUCCCCUGGCCAGUCAGUAAGACCUGCCCCGUGAUGCUGGCCUUGUCCUGUGGGGGCAUUGGGCACAUCAGAUGCCAUGAAGCCAGCUUGAAAAUUAACUGCGGGGAAAAAGGAAUGCAAAAAACCCAGCAGCAUUUGCUGGGUGGGGGGAGAAGGGGACAGGCGAACAGCCAAGAGUGGGGAGGAUGAGACGGUCACUCUUGGGGGCCCUGACCUUGGCUCUACUGGAGCCAGAUUGGAAUAGUUAGUUUCCCGGUCUUCAAAGAGACUUUUCGGGCCCUUAAUUUUCUUGCUGGAGAAUCCUGCUCUCCUGGAAGGCUAUAAAAGGCCUGUUAUUUAUCACGGCAACUGACAUAAAUCCUCCCGCCCUCUCCUGCAGCUUAGCCUUGCCGAUUGAUUUACAGCCAAGCAUGGCAAACUCAAAGUCUCCUGGUUAUUCCUUUUAAAAUCACUCCUCCCAAGGGGUAGCGUUUACAGCUUGGCUCACACGUUUUAAUCAGCGUGGAGCAUGGAGCCUGAACGCCACAGACCUAGGGCCCUUGCUAAUGCAGUUGUGGGGGGAGCGGAUACCUCCGCUAACUCCCCGGGUUAGGUUCAGAGCUGCCUCUGCCUGGGGGCAAGUGUCCAUCAAGAUCUGGUCUCCUCUCUCCGUUGUGAGCAGACCGCCGUCCUGCAUAGGGUCCCGAUCUCCCCCUCCGUUGCACCUGGGCAGUAUGGCAAUUCCAUCCUGGUAGGAAGGCUGCUGGUAGGGCAAAGAGAUGGGAGCGGGAGGCCAUGCAAGCUGGGCCGGCGGAGCAGGGAGGGGGCAUGGAGGUGGGAGGGUGAGGGCCAGGCAGGGAGUUCAGACAUCUUGGAGGUGGGUGGGCAGAGACUGAGGGAAGGGAUGGCUCUGGGAAACAGAAGAGUGAGGAGCAAGCUAGUGGGAGGGGGUGGGCUGAGAGCAGAGGGUAGCAAGGGCAGAGGGCUGGGCCGUGGUGCGUUUCACCUUGUAUGCAGAAGCGAGAGCGCUGGCUCUCCGAGGGACGUAGCACAAUCCCUGAUGUCAUGUACCCACGUUACUUUUGUAGGUCCUCUCCUGCCCACACUACUUUCGGUGUUCCUUGACUUUUGGAGACUGUUGUAAAUAAAAGAUUUUGACAUUCA